AUGUCCGGGCGUGCCACGGAGCCCUCGAACGAGCUCUCACGGGCACGCGAGGGCUCUCACAAGCGCAUCUGCGGCGUCGGCCAUCGCGACGAGCCGGCGUUCCAGAAGUCCUUCGCCGGUGACGACGACAUUUUCGCUGGCGUCACUACGCAGCGGGAGCUGGUCAACGGUUUGAUGAAGCUGCUCAAGCUCAGCGAUGCCUCGGUUGACAAGGCGACCGGCCUCGUCGAGCAACUCAUGGAUGACAAUGCAAAGCUCCUCAAGUUGGUCGCCGAGAAGGAGGAGGAGGCCGCCGGAUGGAAGAUGCUGCAUGAGAAGAGCAGUGCCUCGGAGAUGGCGCUGAAAGCGGUCGUCGAGGAACUGAUGGGUGGCUUGAGGAAGCUCCUGAUCGAGCACGAGCAGGAGGUGGAGCGCCGGCCCUCCCACGACCAGAUCCACAACACGCCACCCCCAAAUCCCCUGCAUCCAGCAGAUCCCCCGCCGCCGCCGCCCCGAAACCUAGCUAGUUCGUGCACCGCGCAGCCGCCUCUGCGCUCGACCACCGCGCGCCAGCGUAGCUCCCCUUCCCCCACCGCCGGCGUAGCCCCUCACCACCGCAGCUCCUCUGCCGCCGCGCACGCCAAUCCGCCCUCCACUGGACCGCAAGCCGCCGCCGCCCCCAACUAUCCACCACCGGCGGAGGCCCUCCAACCAGCAAACCGCUGCCGCCGUCGCCCCCCAUCACGCGUGGCAGACACUCCGCCCCUCCGCCGCCCCAAGAUCCACUGCAUCCUGCUGCCGUGGUCACCCCACUCCAGAGCGGCACCUCCGAGCACCCCGUCGGCCACCAUCGUCAUCGCCAAGCCACACCACCGGCGGACACCAUCCUCCGUGGAAGGGCUUCGUCGCAGCAAGUACGUACUACGCUCGUGCACUUCCUCCCCGAGUAGGCUUCACCAAGCAUCAAGUGACAGGUCCGCCUCCUCCACAAGCCCCCAAACCAGCAGACCACGUGUUGGCCCUCCUCUCCAGCGAGCAGAUUUGCCUGCUGAACAUCCUUUCCCUGGACAUCGCUGCCUCCUGUACUUCAUUGGACAGGUUUCCCAAAGGUACACAAGUCGAUGAAGGUUUGGAAGAUUUUCAAACUCCUGAAGAUUUGGAAUACCUACAACAGUUGGUGGAGUGAUUAUGUAAUAUGCUUGUUUAGUUUGUGAAACCUGGACACUUGCUCCACUCCUUUUGCUGGUUGUUAAGCCACUGUGCUCAUUUUGGUUGUGUGGCACACCCAGAAACAUGUACUUCCCCACUUGUUGCACUAUUUCAUUUUGUUGGUUGUGUGGCACAUUUUAAAACAUAUAUAUAUUAUGGUUGUUAAUUAUGUUCA
Molecule: messenger RNA, 1363 nt
Organism: Triticum urartu
Lineage: Eukaryota; Viridiplantae; Streptophyta; Magnoliopsida; Poales; Poaceae
Source: RefSeq, a predicted model, not a curated record